GGAACAGAAAAGAGGGACGAGAGAAACCGAUAGUCUCGUCUACUAUCGUCUCCAUAGCGCCGAACACGCCCCCUGACGGCACUGUUACAAUUAGGUUGAUGCUCGCGUUUCAACGCAUUUAACAUUCAUAUCACGCGGUAUCGUACUGUUCAGUCGGGGCAUACGAUUUUGCCUGAGAAAGAAGCACGUCGACCGUUGUUUGCGAUGUCAGGCGGUAGCAGCGAUGCAGCCCAAGGUACCAGCACUGCAGGCACUCGGCAAGACAGUACGAGCGUUCCCGGAGAGAGCGGGGAAGCACCGAGGCAGGAGCAAGGCAGCCAGGCUCGCAACCCACCAGCCGUGUGUCGUUUGUGCGAUGUGGAUUUUACCUGCGAGGCAGACUUUCAGAAACACAUCGCCGACCACAUGAGAGGGAAAAAUUACCUCUGUCGUGUGUGUGGCGCAUUGUUGAAGGAAAGCGACAACCUGAAGAGUCAUUACCACAGGCACACGGAAGAAAAGCCCGAUCAGUGUGGCGUGUGCGGCCGUAACUUUUCUCGGAAGGGCCACCUCAAGACGCAUAUGCUAUUGCAUAUGGCCGAAAAGCCGUUUAAGUGCCGCCAUUGCGCGGCUGCAUACACCCAGAAGCAAAAACUGGCCAGGCACAUCUCCAAGCACAUUCCAUAAGGCCGUUAUACGUCGCCACCAAUGCGGCAAAUAAUUCUCCGGGGAAGAGAAAAAAAAGUUAGAAUGUCUCAGUGACGAUAUGGUUUGUCGCUUUGCUAUUGCGGAACUUGUGAU
This is a messenger RNA of Dermacentor silvarum, 780 nucleotides long. Its product is annotated as protein sister of odd and bowel-like. Bases 205 to 666 code for a protein of 153 amino acids. Gene Ontology annotation, cellular component: nucleus. The transcript is spliced from 2 exons. Lineage: Eukaryota; Metazoa; Arthropoda; Arachnida; Ixodida; Ixodidae. The record is from RefSeq and is a predicted model, not a curated record.